CAGGGAUCCAGCGCGAACUACACACGAGCAUCUUGUUGGCUGUCCCUCCCUACAACGAAUCGGUAGCCACCUCACGAUACGAAGUCUACAUUUUACCGGGUCACCCCCCGCAUACGGCCCCCACGCGCAAGAGCUUCACUGAGUAUCGUAGCAAACGGCCGUCCUCUCCUGCAUGAAGAAUUCCACCUUCGCUCGGAAUCGACCUGUCAGAUAGCAAAAGUAUAAAGGAGCUUCGCCUCGCGCCACUCCCACUGCACCGCGCGCGCGCAACAGCUAUCGCGAGCUUUAUUAAGAUGACUUCGGAAAUUGAGAUCGAUACCAGCUUGGAGGAUAGUGACUACUACUACAUGUGCCAAACUGAGAGCUUGACGGACUCGAUCAACGAGCACAUAUUCGAGAACGGCCGCCGCUACCACACCUACUAUGGGGAAGACAAAAAUCUUCUCCCUACCGACGAGAUCGAGCAAGACCGCUUGGACCUCCACCACCAGAUAUUCCUCAACAUGAUGGACGGACGGCUGCACAACGCGCCGAUUGGAAACAAGCCGGGGAGAAUAUUGGAUGUCGGAACUGGAACCGGGAUUUGGGCGAUUGAUAUGGCGGACACUUAUGAAGAUGCGGAGGUCAUUGGAAUGGAUCUUACGCCAAUUCAACCUGUCUGGGUUCCGCCGAACUGUCGAUUCAUGGUAGACGAUGCAGAACAAGAGUGGACGUACGAUUCGGAAACAUUCGGCUUCAUACACCUGCGCAACAUUACCGCGAGUAUAUCCAGCUGGUCCACGGUGCUGGCAGAGGCAUAUCGGUGUCUGACACCCGGCGGCUACAUCGAGACCGCCGAGCUCGGCUGCACCUGUUACUCAGCGGACGGCCACAUCCCGGAAGACAAUCCUCUGCGCGCCUCCUUCGACAUGAUCGUCGACGCAAUGUCACAGAUCGGCCGGACGUUUCCGCAGCCCGGCGUGCUCAAGGAGCGGCUGGAACAGGCGGGGUUCGUGGAUGUCACCGAGGUGUGUUACAAGCAGCCGCUGGGGCCGUGGCCGAAGGAUAAGAAGCUCAAGCAGCUCGGUGCAAUGACAUUGAUGAUGUUGGAAGUAGGACUGCAAGCCUACUCGCUCGCCGCAUUCACUCGAAUCCUGAAGAUGGAUCCCGCAGAGGCCGAAAGGCGCGUUCGUCUGGCGACGGACGUAGCCAAGGACCGGAAUAAUCAUAUCUACAACCGUUUCUAUGUCGCUUAUGGGCGGAAACCGGAGAAUUGAUGCUUACAUGUCUUGGGCUCUUGGUUGGACUUUGCCGGGGACGAGUGCAGUGGGGAAGUGGCAGGAGGGCAUGGAAUAUUGGAACAGCUACGGUACAUAUCCGGGAUGGAUCAUGGAUAGAGGGGUGUUUGAAGCAAAGCCGGACUCGACUAGAGUAUGAUACACACGAUGUAAUGAGCGCACAGAGCGAGCGAGUAGUCAAGCGUUUGCCCCGGCUUGCUUGGGGUGCAUACAGUAGAUUACUCUACAUAUGUCCUCUCCCUUGAAUCGAACUGAGGUACUUUAAAACCCACCAGUGCUUAUCUUCUCGCCGACGCCGACCUUGCAAACACCCACCACGUGUCCCACCGCUCCAUGCAAUUGGGCGUG
Messenger RNA from Tricharina praecox, 1625 nucleotides. RefSeq names its product S-adenosyl-L-methionine-dependent methyltransferase. The transcript has 13 exons. Gene Ontology annotation, molecular function: methyltransferase activity. Bases 294 to 1256 code for a protein of 320 amino acids. NCBI's taxonomy places the organism in Eukaryota, Fungi, Ascomycota, Pezizomycetes, Pezizales, Pyronemataceae. The record is from RefSeq and is a predicted model, not a curated record.